This is a messenger RNA of Salvelinus sp. IW2-2015, 1580 nucleotides long. Its product is annotated as proteinase-activated receptor 3. The record is from RefSeq and is a predicted model, not a curated record. Gene Ontology annotation, molecular function: thrombin-activated receptor activity. Gene Ontology annotation, biological process: thrombin-activated receptor signaling pathway; blood coagulation; phospholipase C-activating G protein-coupled receptor signaling pathway. Gene Ontology annotation, cellular component: plasma membrane. Lineage: Eukaryota; Metazoa; Chordata; Actinopteri; Salmoniformes; Salmonidae.
AUUUUAGGAAUGACCAACUAAACAGUAAACUAUUUGGACCGUCUCCUCCCACUCGGCUGAAUCAGUAGAUAGGGUCUGACGCAGAGCAGGAAUUCAGUUUCAAGCCUGGACAGGAAACACACACAGAGUAUACACACACCCUACGCACACAGCCUCACGGUCCAGUGCUAACACCAGUGUAGCAUGGACUUCCAGUACAGUAGCCUGCUUGAUCAUGUGAACCAGCUAUCUGGAUGGCUAGUUGAUUCUGCUAGUUAAUCCUGAUAAUGAACAACUAGCCUAUAGCAAGUCUAUAGAAACACUAGAGGACUUUGAGUUGGAAUAAAACAGGAAUAAUAAUAACAAUGUGGAGGAGACAGGAGAAAGACCGGACCAAUACACUGGCUGGGAUUCUCUUCUGUCUGACGGUAGGACUCUCUCUCCAGGACAAUGAGGAGAAAGUCAACAAGACAAAAAUAACCACCUUAGCUGUGUUGGACCCAAGGACGUUCAAUGGCAGGAGAGUUCAGACCAACUGUACGGCUGCGGCGGGGCCCCCCAGCUUGGUCAACCUGUCCCCUGGGGCCCCUGGGCUGGACGUGAGGCUGGAAGACCCUGCAGUAGCCUACACCACAGGGCUCCUCAGCACCCGGCUCAUCCCCUCAGCCUACCUCCUGGCCAUGGCAGUGGGCAUUCCCUCCAACGCUUAUAUCCUGACCUUCCUGAGGCUCCGGGCCAGGUCUUUCUCCACGGCUGUCCUCUACCUUAGCCUGGCCCUCUCUGACCUACUCCUCCUGCUCUCCCUGGCCCUCCGAGUCCACUACCACCUAAACGGAAACAACUGGGUGUUCGGCGAAGCUGCCUGCCGUGUCGUCACCGCUUGUUUCUAUGGCAAUGUCUACUGCUCUGCCCACACCAUUGCUUGUGUCAGCCUCAAGCGCUACCUGGCCGUGGUGAGGCCCUUCCUGUACAGGCGGCUGCACAAGACGGCCUGGGCGUUGGGGGCAAGCCUGGGGGUGUGGGGCCUGUUUGGGGUGGCUGUGGUGCCUGAGCUCCUGGUGAGACAGAGCUUCCUGCUGCCUCGUCUGGGCUUCACCACCUGCCACGACAUACUGCCCCUGGAGGACUCCCCCCACGCACUGCUGGUGCCCUACAGGUUGGCACUGGUCUGUUUAGGGUUACUCGUGCCCUUUGUGGUCUGUGCCUGGACCCAUGUGGCGGUGGUGCGGCAUCUGGGUCGCUCGGGCCUUGACUGGACACCCUUCAUCAGGGUCAGUACACUGGUCUUCCUCAUCUUCACUGUGUGUUUCGCUCCCAGCGGCGUCCUCCAUAUCGCCCAUUACGUGAGGCUAUCCACCAGUGGAGGGGACGGGCUGUAUGUGUACUCCAGCGCUGCAGUGUGUCUGUGCUGCUUCCACAGCUGUCUGGACCCCUUCCUGUGUAUUCUCAUGUCCAGGACAACCGCCUCCAAACUGCGCUUCGCCUCUCUCAGGAGGACACAGCAGACACCUGUUCUGGUGUAGAGACUGUGUGUAUGUGCCCAUUGUAUUUAAAACAUAUAUAUAUUUCAGCUUUAUUUAACCACGUAAGCUAGUUGAGAA